ACCAGGGAAUAGUCCGUCGUUGGAUACCACCACCCUCUGCAAAAUGCAGGCCAUCAAAUGCGUCGUGGUGGGCGAUGGAGCGGUGGGGAAGACAUGUCUUCUCAUCAGCUACACCACCAAUGCCUUCCCUGGAGAAUACAUCCCCACAGUGUUUGACAACUACUCUGCCAAUGUGAUGGUAGAUGGGAAACCAGUGAAUCUGGGACUGUGGGAUACUGCAGGACAGGAGGACUACGACAGGCUCAGACCACUGUCCUAUCCACAGACGGUAAC
Molecule: messenger RNA, 273 nt
Organism: Oncorhynchus gorbuscha (pink salmon)
Lineage: Eukaryota; Metazoa; Chordata; Actinopteri; Salmoniformes; Salmonidae
Product: ras-related C3 botulinum toxin substrate 1-like
Exons: 3
Biological process (GO): actin filament organization; cortical cytoskeleton organization; regulation of cell shape
Cellular component (GO): cell projection; plasma membrane; cytoskeleton
Molecular function (GO): GTP binding; protein kinase binding; GTPase activity
Source: RefSeq, a predicted model, not a curated record